Eufriesea mexicana is the source of this 5532-nucleotide messenger RNA. RefSeq names its product bromodomain and WD repeat-containing protein (gene BRWD3). Gene Ontology annotation, molecular function: protein binding. Bases 270 to 5528 code for a protein of 1752 amino acids. The record is from RefSeq and is a predicted model, not a curated record. NCBI's taxonomy places the organism in Eukaryota, Metazoa, Arthropoda, Insecta, Hymenoptera, Apidae. Gene Ontology annotation, cellular component: nucleus. Gene Ontology annotation, biological process: cytoskeleton organization; regulation of cell shape; regulation of transcription by RNA polymerase II. The transcript is spliced from 23 exons.
GUGAAAAAAUGCACAUUAUGUUUUUAUUCCUCUUAAAUAUAUGGUUUUGGGACACAAGUUACGUCCCUGAAUAAUACGGUACGUUGUGUCGACAAUCGGGUAGGGGGGGACUACUUUCCGUUGAGGAGGUGAGCGUGCGUGUGCGUCUCGCGGUCGAGACCUCGCGAGAGAGAAAAUGAAAUCUGAAAUGGUUACUGCCGCGCUAUGACCCUAAAAAGCAAAUGUUUCUCUUUGUCUGUGAGUGAAUAAUAAACGAUUGGUCAGGCGAAAUGGAGGGCAGCAUGACGAAGAACGAGACUGCAAUAGCACCAGAGCUGUACUUCCUAAUUGCCAAAUUCUUAGCGGCGGGACCUUGUCGCGGAGCCGCAGACGUGUUGAAGCGUGAAUUGGAGCGAGCUAAGGUUUUGCCCCGAAGACUAGAUUGGGAAGGGGAUGUACAUAAUCAAACCUUUGAAGAGUUGGAAAAGAAGUAUUCUCACAUUGGAUCAAAUCAUUUAUUACAAAUAUGUGCCAGAAUUGGACCAGUAUUGGAGAAAGAGGUGCCUCCAUGUAUACCAGGAGCAAUAUCUCUUUUAGGAGCUGGCAGACAAUCUUUAUUACGUACACACGAAGAUGUCCAACGUCAAGUGCAUGGCAUUAUUUCAUAUUCUGGCAGACGAGGUGGAAAACCAUUUUUGGAUUCACCUUAUAGUUUAUCGGUGCCUAAUAUAGUACGUGUACUUCAAGGCCGGGAGAAUUCCGGUCCUCUGAGUAGACGAGAGGCAAUACCAACAAAGUUUUACAAUAAAAUGCAGUUAUAUAGACAUACAUUAGGACAUUUAUCUGCAGUAUAUUGUGUUCUUUUUGAUCGUACUGGAAGAUAUAUAAUCACUGGUGCAGAUGAUUUACUUGUUAAAGUAUGGAGUUCUAUAGAUGGACGAUUAUUAGCAACUUACAGAGGAGCAUCUGCUGAAAUUAUGGAUAUUGCAGUAAAUUUUGAUAAUACUCUACUUGCUGCUGGUAGUCUAGAUCGAAUGCUAAGAGUUUGGUGUUUUCAAACUAUGUCUCCUGUUGCAGUUCUAUCUGGACACUCUGGUAUGAUUACAUCUGUAAAUUUUUGUCCUAUAUCUUGUAAUGGUGUAUAUUACUUAGUUUCUACAAGUACAGAUGGAUCUGUUGCUUUUUGGUCUCAUACAAAAAAAAAUAAUGAAAGAGCAGUUUUUCAACCAAAACCAAUUCAGUACCAUGAAAAAAUGCGCCCUGGUCAAGCACAAAUGAUAUGUGCUUCAUUCAGUCCUGGUGGAGCAUUUAUGGCUGAUCAUCAUGUUAGAGUAUAUGCAAUGUUAGGAGAUGAGGGUCCAUGUAGAGUUUUAGAGGUGGAAGCACAUUCUGAUACAGUUGAUAGUAUUCAAUGGGCACAUAGUGGCUUAAAGUUUAUUUCUGGUUCUAAAGAUGGUACUGCAAAUGUUUGGCAUUUUGAACAACAACAGUGGAUGUAUAAACGUUUAUUGAUGACAACAAAACUUCCUGGAGAAUCAGAAACAGAAGAUGAUUCUAACAAAAAAGCUAAAGUGACUAUGGUUAGCUGGGAUGUUAGUGAUGAAUGGGUUAUUACAGCUGUAAAUGAUAGUUCUCUCAAAGUAUGGAAUGCAAAAUCAGGUGAAUUGGUGAAAAUUCUCCGUGGACAUAAAGAUGAAGUCUUUGUGUUAGAAUCACAUCCAAUAGAUCCUCGUGUUAUAUUAAGUGCUGGGCAUGAUGGACAACUUAUAAUUUGGGAUGUCCUAAAUACAGAACCAAUAGUAUGUUUUCAAAAUUUUAUUGAAGGACAAGGUAAUGGUGCUGUUUUUGAUGCAAAGUGGUCUCCAGAUGGGACAAUGUUAGCAGCAACAGAUUCUCAUGGGCAUCUUUUAAUAUAUGGAUUUGGAUCUGGUGUUGAAAAACUUAAGAUAGUACCCAAAGAGUUGUUUUUCCAUACGGAUUAUAGACCUUUAAUGCGAGAUGCAAAUAAUUAUGUUUUGGAUGAACAGACACAAACUGCACCUCACUUAAUGCCUCCACCAUUUUUAGUAGAUGUUGAUGGUAAUCCUUAUCCACCAGCAUUACAAAGAUUGGUCCCUGGAAGAGAAAAUUGUAGAGGAGAACAAUUAGUACCAAAUAUUGCAGUAGGCGCUGGAGGAAUGCAAGAGGUUAUAGAAGGUCUUCCAGCUCAGGAACCACGGUCCAAUAUCGAUCAAUUAAUCGAAGCUCUUGCACAAAGACAAAAUAUUAAUGCUGAUGCAGAAAGUGCAGCUGAUGAGAGAGAAGAAAAUGCAGCAGAACAACCAGUUCGUCAAAUGGCUAGUCCUCGAGGCAGUAGAUCUGGCUUAAGAAGAGCUGGUGAUGUUGAAGGUGUACGACAAAGUAGUGGUAAUUGGCAAAGGGAUAAUACUACACCUUGGAAUAAGCCUAUUCUUGCUCGACCAAUGAAUCUAGCUGUUAGGGAAACACAAUUUAAAAUUUUGCAUGCGACAGCGGAAAUGGAACUUGAAAAUUUAAAACGUGAAAUGCGAAAAAGGCCACAACCAGUAUCAAAUACAAUCAGUACUGAAGGUAAUAUAGGUAGUAGAAUAGCGAAUCGGAAACGCAGUAGAACUACUAGACAUGGCUACAGAACUAGAGCUACACGUGGUGAAGAACAAGAGGAUGAUGAAUUUGAGAAUCCUGAUAAUGCGGGAACAACAGGAAGUUCAGCUAGUAGUAAUAGUAAUGAUUCUACUGCUCAUGAAGAAGAUUUGUGUUCUGAUAGUUCAACAUCAGAGUCUAGCACUGAAUAUUCAGAUUGGAUUGCUGAUCAUGGUUUAAAUUUAGAACCACCUAAACGGAGUAAACGUAAACCUGUAAAAAAACGAUCUCUUACUCCACCAAGUGAUAUGGAUAGAAGACGUAAUAGACGACCUAGAAAAAAGGACAUUCCGUUGCCUACUAGCAUCGAUGAUAUCCCAGAAGUUUUUAGACCUUCAGAAUGGCUCACUGAAAUAAUACCAAGGAAAGCUCCUUAUUACCCACAAAUGGGUGAUGAAAUAGUAUAUUUUCGACAAGGACACCAGUUCUACUUAGAUGCCGUUAGGAAUAAAAAGGUAUAUGAACUUGGCCCACGAUGUGAACCAUGGAAUAAAGUCAAUAUUAGAGCCCAGGAAUUUGUAAAAGUAGUAGGUAUUAAAUAUGAAAUACGUCCACCUCGGCUAUGUUGUUUAAAAUUGGCACUAAUGGAUGAAGAUGGAAGAUUAACAGGAGAAAAUUUCACUAUUAAAUAUCACGAUAUGGCUGAUGUUUUAGAUUUUUUAGUUUUACGUCAAACAUUUGAUACAGCUUUGGCACGUAGUUGGUCUGAAGGAGAUCGAUUUCGUUGUAUGAUUGAUGAUGGCUGGUGGAUGGGUCAAAUACAAUCAAUGGAACCUUUAGAUGAAGAUUUUCCAGAAUCUUUUUUUAUGUGUUUUCGUGUCAGGUGGGAUAAUGGAGAAUAUGAAAGAAUGAGUCCUUGGGAUCUUGAACCAAUUGAUGAGAAUAGACUUCCUGCAGAACUUGGAGGAGCAGUUCCUGUGCUUCCAGAAGAGAUACAAACAAUACUAUAUCAACCUCAUGCUGAAGAAUGGCCAAUGGGAGAUAGAGAAGCAACAUGUCGCAGAAUUAUACGUGGAUUAGAUCAAGUGAUGAGCCUCGCGAUUGCAGAACCAUUUAUGGCCCCUGUUGAUCUCAAUGCAUAUCCUUCAUAUGCAUUUGUUGUGGAAUAUCCUAUCGAUUUAACAACCAUAAAAGCUCGUUUCGAAAAUCAUUUCUAUCGGAGAAUAACAUCUGCCCAGUUUGAUGUUAGAUAUUUAGCAACAAACGCGGAACAAUUUAAUGAGCCACAUAGUCAAAUAGUAAAACAUGCAAGAAUAGUUACCGACUUAUGUUUACGUAUUAUAAAAGAAACUACAGAAUUAGAUGUACCAGCCAUUUAUCAUCAACUGGUUGACACAUACCAUUCUUCUGAAUCAGAAGUCGACGUAGAAGAUGCAAAGGAUAAACCAUCAACCAGUACUCAGAGAGCAACUACAAGUAGAAAUAUAUGUUCACAAGAAGUAUCCAAUGAUUGGAAAGUAGCAUGUCGUCAAUUAUUAGAAACAUUGUGGCAAUGUGAGGAUUCUAUUCCCUUUAGAGAACCAGUAGAUAGAUUAGAACAUCCAGAUUAUCAUCAAAUUAUAGAUACACCAAUGGAUUUACGUACAGUAAAAGAAGAUUUAUUAGGUGGAAAUUAUGAAACUCCUUUAGAAUUUGCCAAAGAUAUGCGAUUAAUAUUUACAAAUAGCAGAAAUUAUAAUACUAAUAAGCGAUCAAGGAUAUAUUUAAUGACAAUAAGAUUAUCAGCAAUGUUUGAAGAGCAUAUGCGAAAAAUUAUUUCAAAUUGGAAAUCUGCUAGAAGACGCAAUAAUAAUCCAAAAAAUACAAAGGGAAAAGGUAGAAGGGGUAAAGUUCGGUUAACAAACGGCACGGCACCUUCAAAAUCAAAAUCCGCAUGUUCUGACGAUGACGAGUUAAAUAGUGAAGAGGAUGAUGUUGAUUUAGAAGAAGUAGAAAAAAAUAAUUCUAAUGUAUUUGCACCAGGGCCAUCACGUAUGACAAAUGGACACACAAAACGUUCUACUAAUGCAACACGACCUACUUUAAAACUUCGAAUUUCUAGAUCUACAGUACCUAAAAAACCAAAAGAAAGUGAAAGUGAAGCUAGUGACUCAGAAGCUUCCACAGAAAGUGAAAGUAGUGGUAGUGUACCUGUAAGAAGGACACGAGCAAGAAAAAUGGUACCUAGUGUUAGUGUCGAUAGUGAUUCUGGAGAUGUAUAUACACCCACUGGACGUGGAAAACAAACUCGAAAAAAUCGUGCAAAAAAUAACAGAAAUAAUAAACAAGUAAAAUCAAAAUCAAAGCUAAGCUUCUAUGAAAAUUCAAAAGCUGUUAAUUAUGAAGAUGAUGAAGCAUCUACUGCAAAUGAGUUAUCAGAUGAAGAAAGCGAAGAAGAAGUUAUUAGUAGAAGCAGAACAAGAUCACGAAAAUUAGCCUCUACAUCCGAACAUGAGGAUAGCUUAAAAAGUACAACAAAAGCUGGAAGAAAUAACAUUGAAAGUCAAAGUGAAGAAGAAGAGGAAGAAGAAGAAGAAGAGGAGGAGGAAGAAGAAGAAGAACAAUCUCAACAUGAAAUUAAUAAUCAGGAUACAGAUAGUGAAGAAUCAGACAAAGGUUUCGUAUCAUCAAGAUCACAAAGAAGAAUUCGUGCAACGAGAGAAAUACAAAAUCAAGAAACCGUACAAAAUUCAAGGAGAACUGGGAAACGACCUCGCUAUAAUGAAGAAAGUGACGAGAGCAAUACGGUUCCAGUUAGGAAUCGACGUAAAAUUAAGCGUCGAUAUUAUGCGGAAGAAAGUGAUGAAAGUCCCGAACCUGAAAAUGUACCACGUAUUAGUAUAAGUAGUAGAGGACGUGUACGUAAAAUGACAGAACGUGCACGGGCUUUUCUUUUAGAUUCACCCUAACAGC